CCCACCCCCACAGACAUCGAAACCCAAAAAGCGACGAUCCGCCAACGAAUCUGGCCUGCCCUACGACCAAUCGCGCUACCAGACUCCCGCUUCAACUACGACUUCACGUCCUUCAUCGCGGACUUCUCGGGCAGCAGCGCGGCGACAACGCGACUGACGGCGCUGCCGGCCUACCACGCGGCGCGAGUCGUCUUCGUCGCGCCCGACAACUGCCUGGAGGAGCUGCGGCGGCGCGUGCUGGCCGACGGCAAGACGCUGCUGGUGACGACGUACGGGAUUAAGCGCGGCUUCGUGGCGCUGGAGGCGGGGUGCACGGGCGCAACGGACGGGACGGGGACGGGCGAGUGGGCGCGCGCCUACGCCGCCUCGCUCGACGGCAUGGAGCGCGUUGGCCAGGGCGUCCUGCUGCGCGAGAUGGUCGAGGAGCACGACCGCUGGACCGUCGACCUGCUCGUUACCGGGUCUGGUGCUGUGAGCACGGGCGGCGUCCGCGUCGGCAAGGGCCGUGGCUUCUUCGACCUCGAGUGGGGCAUGCUGUAUAGCUUGGGCGUCGUGGGCAAGGACACCCCGGCUGUGGCGCUCGUCCAUGAGUGCCAGGUUGUCGAGGACAUGGACUUGCGCGCCGAUGUCUUCGAUACCGUCUGUGAUGUCGUGGUGACGGAUAAGAGGACGUUGCUGGUCGAGAGCGCGAGGAAGCCCGAGUGUGGCAUUUUGUGGGAUAGGCUGGCUGAGGGCAUGUUGGAGGAUAUUCCGCCGUUAAAGGAGCUGAAGGAGUUGCAG
Molecule: messenger RNA, 780 nt
Organism: Aplosporella prunicola CBS 121167
Lineage: Eukaryota; Fungi; Ascomycota; Dothideomycetes; Botryosphaeriales; Aplosporellaceae
Exons: 1
Cellular component (GO): cytoplasm
Source: RefSeq, a predicted model, not a curated record